This is a messenger RNA of Syngnathoides biaculeatus (alligator pipefish), 4436 nucleotides long. It is a transcript of the gene ntrk3b, whose product is annotated as neurotrophic tyrosine kinase, receptor, type 3b. Gene Ontology annotation, biological process: cellular response to nerve growth factor stimulus; protein phosphorylation; regulation of phosphatidylinositol 3-kinase/protein kinase B signal transduction. The coding region runs from base 361 to 2226 and encodes 621 amino acids. Gene Ontology annotation, molecular function: ATP binding; transmembrane receptor protein tyrosine kinase activity; neurotrophin receptor activity. Gene Ontology annotation, cellular component: signaling receptor complex; axon; plasma membrane. The transcript has 14 exons. NCBI's taxonomy places the organism in Eukaryota, Metazoa, Chordata, Actinopteri, Syngnathiformes, Syngnathidae. The record is from RefSeq and is a predicted model, not a curated record.
UUACUCCGUCGUCAUCUCAGUAUCUCUUUGUUCCUGUUUGGAAAAGUACUAACUUUUGUGUCAGUAACUUUUUUUUUUUUUUUUAAACUUUUGCUGACAGACCAGCUGUCCACUUGGACUAUUAAAAUUUAGUUAUUUCCGGCAGGACAUUUAAUGACAUUUUAAAUUAUUUGCAGAUAAUUACAAGUGGUGUUUUGCAACAUUAGGUGUGGGCUUGCUGUUUGGCGACUGGACGGCGUGGUGUUCGACUGCGGCUGUAAAAUCCGCUGGAUUCAGCUGUGGCAGGAGCGAGGGGAGGCCGGCCUUCACACACAGCAACUGUACUGCAGGAACGGAGCCUCCAAGAUAAGGCUGCACCACAUGUACAUCCACAACUGUGACUUGCCAGAGAUCAGUGUGAGCCACAGCAGUGUGUUAGUGAUGGAAGGCGACAAUGUGACAGUGAGCUGUAAUGGAUCCGGAUCACCCUUGCCUGAAGUGGACUGGACUGUCAAUGACCUGCACUCCAUCAACACACACUUGUCCAACGUGUACUGGCCCGACAUUCACUCCAUCAACCUGACACUGUUCAACAUCAGCCGCGACGACAACAACUACCAGCUGACGUGCAUCGCUGAGAACGUGGUGGGCAUGACCAACUCAUCCAUUCAGGUCAACGUGCAGUUUCCCCCGGUCAUCAUUCGCCUGGCCGAGCCCGAGCAGCGCCACGACACCUGCAUUGAGUUCACGGUGCGAGGGUACCCGCACCCUAAGCUGCGCUGGUUCCACAAGAACAAGGAAAUCCUGCACAACCAAUACAUCCGUACCGAGAUGGACUUUUAUCAAGACUACCUGGAGGGCUGCCUGACCUUCCAGAACCCCACACACAUCAACAACGGCAACUACACCCUAGAGGCCAGCAACUCACUCGGGACAGUCACCAAGACGGUGUACGGGCACUUCCUUAUGGCACCUGGCAUCGAUGAUGAAGACGUGGUGGAGCUGGUUCCUUCUGCGCCAACAGACUCAGAUUCUGGCCGCCCAGACGAAGACACAUUCGGGGUCUCUAUCGCGGUAGGCCUGGCGGGAUUCGCUUGCGUCCUUCUCCUCGUCCUUUUUGUGCUCAUCAACAAAUACGGACGACGCUCCAAGUUCGGCAUGAAAGGUCCAGUGGCUGUGAUCAACGGUGAGGAAGACUCAGCCAGCCCUCUUCAUCACGUCAACCACGGAAUCAUAACACCGUGUACGCUGGACGCAGGCCCGGAUGCCGUCGUCAUCGGGAUGACUCGCAUCCCCGUGGUAGAGAAUCCGCAGUAUUUCCGACAUGGACACAACUGCAACAAGCCCGCCACUCUGGUGCAGCAUAUUAAGCGCAGAGACAUCAUCCUUAAGCGGGAGCUUGGUGAGGGAGCCUUCGGAAAAGUCUUCUUGGCUGAAUGCUACAACUUGAGUCCCACCAAGGACAAGAUGCUGGUGGCUGUCAAGACCCUGAAGGAUCCCAACCUUUCGGCAAGGAAGGACUUUCAGAGGGAGGCUGAGCUGCUGACCAACCUACAGCAUGACCACAUCGUAAAGUUCUACGGUGUGUGCGUGGAUGGUGACCCCCUCAUCAUGGUCUUUGAGUACAUGAAGCAUGGAGACCUCAACAAGUUCCUCAGAGCCCACGGCCCAGACGCUAUGAUCCUCGUGGACGGCCAGCCUCUGCAAUCCAAUGGCGAGCUGGGCCUCUCCCAGAUGCUGCACAUCGCCUCCCAAAUCGCAUCAGGCAUGGUAUACCUGGCUUCGCAGCACUUCGUCCACAGAGACCUGGCCACACGCAACUGCCUGGUGGGUAAUGGCCUCCUUGUCAAGAUCGGAGACUUCGGCAUGUCAAGGGACAUCUACAGCAGCGACUACUACAGGGUCGGAGGACACACCAUGCUACCUAUCCGCUGGAUGCCUCCCGAGAGCAUCAUGUACAGGAAAUUCUCCACAGAGAGUGACGUAUGGAGCUUCGGCGUCAUUUUGUGGGAGAUCUUCACCUACGGCAAGCAGCCUUGGUUUCAGCUGGGCAACAACGAGGUCAUCGACUGCAUCACGCAGGGCCGUGUGCUGGACCGGCCCCGUGUUUGCCCCAAGGAGGUUUACGACAUCAUGCUAGGCUGCUGGCAGCGGGAGCCGCAGCAGCGACUGAACAUCAAGGACAUCCAGAAAGUCCUGUUUGCAAUGGGGAAGGCCACGCCCGUCUACCUAGACAUCCUGGGCUAGGGACCGAUCCAGUACAGGAAUAGCCAAUCCGAUCCCCUGCACCACUGUUGAGGAAAACCACCUACAAUGUUUGGGAAGGACUUAAGUGCCUGCAACACUUUUGGAUAUAGUGGAUAAAACAUUUAAAAAAAAGACGACAACAACAAAAAAUACGCACUUUUACAUUUUGUUUACUUGCUGUACAGGUUUGAAGAUAUUUCUUUUUCCCUUGAAAAAAAACAAACAAAUAUUUGAGAUUGACGACAAAAAGGGCCAGAGUUUGAUAAGAAGAGUUAGAAUCCACCUUGGUAUUUGGUUUUAUGAAUAUAUAUCGAAAUGUUACGUAUAUUUUAUAUUUAUUUCUUCUCUUGUCGAGCUCCCGACAGGGCAGCGCCCGCCCUGCCCGAGAUGCCGCCGACCAAAACUGUUUGGACUUUUAAAAAGGAUGGAAGCCUUACUUUGCACUCUGAUUGGCUGGAAUGGGAUGCGGUUAACAUGCAAUGGCGGCAGAAGGAUGAGAGGACCAAUCAGACAAACAGACAAAUCUAUUUUAAUUUAAAAAGGAAAACACAAAAAGAGAAUGUAUAUAUUGUAAAGUUCUACGUGUCAAAAGUUAUGUUAACUUAUUUUUUGCCAACUUUUAUUUUCCAUCCCUUUUCUGACUGUGAUCCAGGUGGCUAACAGAGAGACGCCGCCUCACCGCUCCACUCGCUUGGAAUAUACUGUAGCGUUCCUCCGGCCCUUUCGUUCACACACACACACACACACACACACACCAAUCUGCUUUCAUUUAUAGAUGGGGAAACAGCUUUUUUUGAACCAGAGUAAGAACUUAGCUAUUUUGGGUUUCAGGUGUUUUCCCCCUUGCAAGGAAACUCCGAGAAGAAACUUUGGACUUUAAUAAUUCAACGUUUUCUUUCUUCGCUUAUGUGCUUUCUUGCCGGGAGUUAGCCAAGGCGCUCGCUAUCAUGUUCAAGAGGAAAGCCACCACUGUCAAGGGAGACCCUCAAUAGAGUUGGAAAAAGGCUAAAGCAUAAACAUAGUGAAUUCAUUCAAACAGCGAUCACAGUUUUGUGGAGUUUGAGUGUCACAAAACUUCACAGCCAAAGUCUGUCCAAAUUGGGCUGACUUCUUCAGUCUUUUCAGGCAUGGCUUCCCGAGACAUUUUUGGGUGUAUUUUUGAGAAUAGACAUGUCCAUCAAAUUGGCAAUAUGAAACGGGCUUUUGGGUUUAUGAAAGUACAGUGGUACCUCUACUUGGGAAUGUCUCUAGUAAUGAAAAAUUCAGGUUAUGAAAUGCCUCCUUUGAAAAAUAUUGCCUCUAGUUACGAAGGAAAUUCAGGAUACAAAAAGAAAAUAUAGCCACUGGAAUCCCAACAUUCCACCGAGCGUAAACCACCUGUAUCCUGGUUUGUGCGGCGCGAUAGAGCUGCUCUCCCAUUGGCUAUCGCCAUAGCAUCUUUCUGUCAUCCCAUUGGCUAGGAGGGAUGUUAAUCUUUGCCCAUAAUGCGUUUUGAUUCCCAUGGACAUUCCAAUGUCACCGAAUCAUGCUAGUGCUGUCACACGCUAUCACAAGUACAAAAAAAAGUACAACUUUUUCUGUUUGUGUUUUAGCAAGUUUAUUCAUCUUUCUUCACCCUCAGCCCCAAUUGACUUUAGUGGAAUUAAGCUGUGUGUUUGCAUACGUUCGUAUGUAUGUUUUCUCUAGGCUGUCAAAGUUCGACCCCCUUGAUGCCUUUUGCUUCUCACUCAACCUUCUCUUUACGUAUUCGCCCAAUGCCAAAAGUAAAUGAACAAAAAAAGUUCCCAAACGACUUCCAAAAUGGAUUAAUUUCAUAAGUAGAGGUACCGCUGUAUAUGAAAUUCAAAUUUGAUAGAAAUCAUUUAAAACCUCGACGACAAGUCAGUUGUUGAAGGACCACAGAAAACAGCCAAACUUGUGAUUUCUUUUUCUAUUUUUUUUUUCCCCAAGUUAACUCAUGACAAAUGGCCAGCACAUUUCAUGCGGUGCACACAAACUGGCUUUAGUGGAGCAUUUUAGGGGAAGAAACAGAGGAGGCAUCUAUUUGACAAGUGCAUCUAUUUGUUCAAAUAAAUUGAAACGCGACAGCACAUUAGGAAAGCAGCCUAAUUUUAGCCUGAGCUCGAACCACUGAAGCACAUUUUCCCUUUUUUUUUUUCAACUGUCUGCUGCAUGCUGCGCCUUACUGCUUUGGAAUCAGAGGAAAAGGU